Molecule: messenger RNA, 2598 nt
Organism: Leptopilina heterotoma
Lineage: Eukaryota; Metazoa; Arthropoda; Insecta; Hymenoptera; Figitidae
Product: mucolipin-3-like
Exons: 4
Coding region: 357-2177 (606 amino acids)
Cellular component (GO): plasma membrane; lysosomal membrane
Molecular function (GO): NAADP-sensitive calcium-release channel activity
Source: RefSeq, a predicted model, not a curated record
GAUAUAACCUUAACUGAAUUGUCAUAAUAAAAAAAAGUUUGCAAAAAAAUAGAAAAAUCACAUUCGCACAAAGCUAUGUAAACUUCAAAGGUGUUCAUUAAUGUACAUUCUAAAGUGUAAUGUUUUUAAUUUACUGGAUAUAAUUGUUCAUAAUUGUUCAUAAUUAUUCAUAAUUAUUCAUAAUUUUAAAGAAACAAUUGUCUAAUGCAAUUUCCCCAAUUUCCAAUGAUUCUAAAUUUAAAGGAACGGAGAUUGAAUAAUAGAAAGAUUAAAAACAAUCAGAUGCAGUUUGCAGUAAACUGCAUAAUUACAUAAUUAUAGUGCAUUUUAAAUAUUUUUACUAUCUUGCGAGUAUAAUGGCGGAAAAUAAAAAUCCCGCUGACAAUGCUUGGAGUCAAGAAGAAACUGUCGACGAAGAUGAAAGUCCGUCAAUUGAUGCAAGUUCAUCGGAACCGUUUAUUCCAAAUAAUUAUCACAGAGAUUCGACUGUCAAUUCAUUUAAUGAAGACAAAAUGCGACGAAAAUUGAGAUUUUUCUUUAUGAAUCCUAUUGAGAAAUGGCAAGCUAAACGUAGAUUUCCAUACAAAUUUAUUGUACAAAUAGUAAAAAUAGUUUUAGUCACGAUACAACUGUGUUUAUUCGCACAUAACAAUUAUAUUCACGUCAAUUACACAUGGGACAAUCGAAUUGCAUUCUCGCAUCUCUUUCUCAGAGGAUGGGAUGCAGUACAAGAGGUUCCAGCGUAUCCACCAGCUUCAGGUCCAUUCGCCAUCUACAAAAAAGACGAUUUUUUCGAGACCGUGAAUUUUGCCCUUGACGGUUACUACAAUCUAGAUAAUGCAAUUGGCUCCUAUUCCUACGAUUCAGAGGAUAAUUCACGAGGACCAGUAAUAUUGUGCUUACAACACUACAAGAAAGGAAUAAUUUUUGGUUUUAACGAAAGUUAUAUUUUUGACAAGGAUAUCGAGGAAUUAUGCGUGAAUAUAACGCACACAUAUAAUGAAAAAUUUUCCAUUGUUUCAUUUUUGGACGAGGAGAAUGUAAAAAUAAAUUUCUCAUCAAUGAUUAGAGCCGAAUUAAAAUUUGCCAUUAAGACUGUUAAUUUAAAGGCCGCGGGGCCUAUAACACCGCCCGAUUGUUAUACAUUUAAAAUAAAAAUUAAUUUCGACAAUGGUGAUUUUGAUGGACAAAUGCUAUUGUCAUUGGACGCUGUACCAAGACGAUUAUUAUGUAAAGGUGUGACGCACUAUUUUUCCAAUAGUCAAAUUGAAUCAGCAUUGAGGACACUAUUGAAUUUAUUUGUCAUUCUUAUUUGUACAUUUUCGUUGAUUUUAUGCUCGCGGGCAAUAUAUAGAGCACAAUUAUUGAAAUUCGAGACAAUGGGAUUCUUUAAGAAAACUUAUAAUGUACCAUUGAGUCUACAAGGGAGAUUGGAAUUUUUAGAUUUAUGGUACGUGAUGAUUAUUAUUAAUGAUCUCCUAAUAAUUAUUGGCUCGGGAAUAAAGGAGCAAAUUGAGAGGAAGCACUUUGGUAAUGAUCAUUGGAAUAUUUGCAGUAUUUUUCUGGGAACUGGUAAUUUAUUAGUUUGGUUUGGCGUAUUGAGAUAUUUGGGUUUCUUUAAAACCUAUAAUGUCGUGAUAUUGACUUUAAAGAAAGCGGCGCCAAAAGUGACACGUUUUUUAUUGUGCGCUAUUUUAAUUUACGCGGGAUUUACAUUUUGUGGAUGGCUUAUAUUGGGACCGUAUCAUAUGAAAUUUCAAACACUCGCAACAACAUCCGAAUGUCUAUUUGCAUUAAUAAAUGGUGACGAUAUGUUUGCAACAUUUUCAAUGUCAUCAUUCAAAUCGCCAAUGUUGUGGUGGUACUCGAGAAUUUAUUUAUAUACUUUUAUUUCUCUCUACAUUUAUGUUGUGCUGAGUUUAUUUAUUUCUGUCAUUAUGGACGCGUACGAUACAAUUAAACUCUAUUAUCGCGAUGGUUUUCCAAAGAAUGAUUUACAAACUUUUAUUGCCGUACAAGAAAAUGAAAUUUUAUCGAAUACGUAUUAUGAUGAGACUUCGGAGAAUAGUGAAUUUUUUGAUAGAUUUUGUUGCCAAAGAAAACGUUAUGAUUCAUUGACGACUAAUAAUUCAGUGGCGAAUAAACCCGAACAAAUUUGCGGUGCUAUUUGCAUUUAAUGUGCGAGUGACAAUGUGUUUGUCAUUUAGAGCAAAAUAAGUUAAAAUGUGUUCAAGUUUUGGCAUUUCGAACUUUUAUUUGAAAGAAAAAAGAGAGAAAACUAUUAUAUGUAUAUAGUAAAUUUUAUAAAAAGUUGUUUCUUCUUCCCUUAAUCUCCAGUGUCAAAAAAUACUUUUUUUUAAAACUAAUCUAUAUUUACUUUUUUUUUAAUAGAAAAAAGAAUAGAAAGUAUUUUUUUUUUAAUUUCAAAAAGUAAAAACUAAUCUACAGAAUAAUUGAAAAUACUACAAAUUUUAUAUUAUUGUGAAAUUGGAAAACUACUGUUAUGAAUGUUAAGAAAUUAUUUAUAACCUAUGUAUUAAUUGUGUAUAUUAAUUAUGUGUAAAAAGAAUUUUGGAAAAUAAAAAUGAAGUACUCUUA